Messenger RNA from Penicillium atrosanguineum, 882 nucleotides. Its product is annotated as putative beta-1,6-glucan biosynthesis protein (Knh1). The coding region runs from base 1 to 882 and encodes 293 amino acids. Gene Ontology annotation, biological process: (1->6)-beta-D-glucan biosynthetic process; cell wall biogenesis; fungal-type cell wall organization. The record is from RefSeq and is a predicted model, not a curated record. Gene Ontology annotation, cellular component: extracellular region. The transcript is spliced from 4 exons. Lineage: Eukaryota; Fungi; Ascomycota; Eurotiomycetes; Eurotiales; Aspergillaceae.
AUGAGAUUCGACCGUCUGCUUCCUGCUCUAUUGUCCCUGUUGGGUACCGUCUCGGCUCAGACCGUGAGUGGACUGACAUUUGAUGGCCGAGACUCGGUGAGUCUUGUCUGGGCUUUUGAUGGGGAGACCUCUGGGCGAUAUGACUUCUACCUGUGUGCAGGCGAUGAGUCUACAGGCUCAUAUGAAACGCUGUUACAAGUUAUCAACGAUGGUGUCUACAACCCGGGAGAUUUGGUGUCUUUCCGUGUUGACCCAAGUGUUGGCGGAAACGACCUGAAUGCAUACUUCCUGAAGGUAGUUCCUUCGGAUCACAAAGAGCACUGGUCCGGUUUCACCUCCCAUUUCACCCUGACCAAUAUGAAAGGCACCUUUUCGACCAAGGUAUCCAAUGCACUCAAGUCAAUGCAAUCCAUCGAGAUCUCCUGGGCCGCGGAGGCAGAUGCCAACAUCCUCAAGGCUGCCGAAAGUGGUCCUGUCUACAACGAAUCCACGCUCAAUGGUGACAUCUAUGGUGAGGCGACCAAGUCCUUCCUACAGUUCCCCACGCCAACUAUUCCCAAUGAACUGGAUCGACAUGAAUUGCGGAAGCGUCUCGGAAUUGACCCGCACAACAUCCCCUAUGGUGAGCAGACAGGCCUAACGAAGUAUGCCCCGAUGCCCAAGAGGGCCGGAAGUACGAUUGCGGACAAGUCGCCGACGCCUCAGUACCCGCCUUUUCCUUUCUCCAUCGCAACCGCCUACCUUCCUGCUCCUACGGUUCAGUAUACGGACACUGCAUACCUUACAUGGACUACCCAUAGCAUUGAGAACACGGCUGCCCCUGCGGCUGCUCCCACGCUGGACAAGAGGAUGCAGGCGUGGCUCGAGCGUUGGAAGGAUUAA